CCACACCGUCUAGCGCAACUGCACAUCAUGACAGACGUUCCCGGGACAUUCGGUCAGGCUGAGUGCAACGGGGAUACACCACCUGAAAACGGUCAACAACCAAUCCCUAAAACAAAUGAGGGAGCCAGUGAUGUGGAUGGCACCCCACCAUACUACCGGGUCGAACGCCGUCUUGAAGACUUACCCACAGAAGGAAAUCAGGAGAAAAAUGAAAAAUUACAAGGGAAUAGGCUUGUCAGCUGGUCCACCGAUGGGGAGCUUCUCAAAGAAAAACCAGAAGAGAAUCUUUUUAUUGUUCAUAAGGCUGUGGCAGAUCUUUCUCUCCAGGAAACGAGUCGUGAUGAAAUGACAUUCAGAGGAGGGUAUCAAUGGAAGAAGAUUCCUCUGAGCGUCAGUAACCAGGAAAUAAGUAGACAGGAAAGGAUUGCUGAACAAUCUCUAGAAGAGAAAGGAGAGGAGGACGGGAAGAACAAAGCUCAUCAAGCAACUGAAAUUGAAUGGUUGGGAUAUCGGAAACCUAGCCAAGUCGAUGUGUUGCAUUCUAAACAUGAGGAGGAGCAAGAGGUUUGGGAUGAAGAAAUUAAUAACGAUGAUGAUGAUGGUUGCAAUGAUGACGAAGAUGAAGUUCGAGUGAUAGAAUUUCAGAAAAAAAAUGUUGAAGAUUCCCAAUUAAAAGAGGAAGGAAAUGCAAAUGAGGACUCCCCACUGAGCAGCCCUAGUUCCCAACCUGUGACACCUGAUGAGCAGCCACCCUUUGGGAAGAAGAGUGAUAUCUCCAGAAAUGCUUAUUCAAGAUACAAUACAAUAUCCUAUCGGAAAAUCAGGAAGGGGAACACCAAACAAAGAAUUGAUGAAUUCGAGUCAAUGAUGCAUUUAUAA
Messenger RNA from Puma concolor (puma), 879 nucleotides. RefSeq names its product ermin (gene ERMN). The record is from RefSeq and is a predicted model, not a curated record. Gene Ontology annotation, cellular component: internode region of axon; neuronal cell body; paranode region of axon. Gene Ontology annotation, biological process: regulation of cell projection organization; regulation of cell shape; morphogenesis of a branching structure. Gene Ontology annotation, molecular function: actin filament binding. Lineage: Eukaryota; Metazoa; Chordata; Mammalia; Carnivora; Felidae.